UCAGACAUCACCAAGACCACCAUCAUCAGGUGGUCCAACAUCAAUGCCAUCGCCAACAACGGGUCCUCAAAGAUCAACGGUAGGUGCUGGCAGCACAGGAAGACCCUCUGGCACGGUCGCUGUUACGUCAUCGGCAACAAUACCUCCAAACCCGAGUGGGAGACGUCGCCGUCGUGAAUCGUUUCCAUAA
Rotaria sp. Silwood1 is the source of this 190-nucleotide messenger RNA. NCBI's taxonomy places the organism in Eukaryota, Metazoa, Rotifera, Eurotatoria, Philodinida, Philodinidae. The record is from the annotation of a GenBank genome assembly.